GCUGGCGCUACCGACGGGGCUGGGACCGCCAGGCUGCGAUGCGGACGGGGCCGCGGCGGUGACCGUCGCUGCCGCCCGACAUGAACUCGCUGGAGCAGGCGGAAGAUCUAAAGGCUUUCGAGAGGAGGCUUACUGAAUACAUUCAUUGUUUGCAACCAGCCACUGGACGUUGGAGAAUGCUUCUCAUAGUGGUAUCUGUCUGUACAGCUACUGGUGCCUGGAACUGGUUAAUAGAUCCUGAGACACAAAAGGUGUCCUUCUUCACAUCACUGUGGAACCAUCCAUUUUUCACCAUCAGCUGCAUCACCCUCAUAGGCUUGUUCUUUGCAGGAAUACACAAGAGAGUAGUAGCACCGUCCAUUAUAGCCGCUCGGUGUCGAACAGUAUUAGCAGAGUACAAUAUGUCUUGUGAUGAUACAGGAAAAUUAAUUUUGAAACCUAGGCCUCAUGUUCAAUGACAAUCUGCCCACAUUGUUAUAGGAUCUAAAGCAGUCUUUCUUCAAAUAAGUGAUACAGCAGAAAGCCAUAGAGGAUUCCUUCUGCAGUUGGGUAUGUGAAGGUCAUAGCAGCAGCUGACAGGAAGUGUGCAAUAUUUACCCAGAGGGUCUGAUGAUGACGACUCGCAUUAUCAGUGCUUCAGUGUUAGUGUCACUUUAGUACUUCAGCUCCUGCGAAGAUGUUUGCAGAUGAAGUAUGUAUGUAUGUUACUAAGUUAAACUUAGAAACAGAACCUCAUUCAGUUUUUAUAAUGUAUUUUUGCAAACUACUGUAAAUAGCAAAUCAAUGCCAAUGGUGAAGAAGUUGUGUGGACUUCGUUCUCCUGCAUCAGUAUUUCAGGAACAUCUGCUUGCCAUCCCCACAGCUUUUUAAAACCGGCUAUUAUGUGUGCCUUUCAUUCCUAACUCCUCUUCUAAAAUUACAAUGCAAGAAAACCAUCAGAUUCUGCUGAGACUGAGGAAAACUCAUCCCCAUUAUGUUGUGAGCAGUUAUAGAUGUUUUCAGAAGCCGUUUUUGUUAAAUGAGCAACAACUCCAGCAACUAUUGUGGUUAUAUUUUUCAGUUUGUUAUUUUCAUUCAACACUAAAUACACUUCAUAUUUUAAGAAUUUUAAGAACACCCGAAAGUCCCCUGAAUGUACAAGUUCAGUUAUAAAUUAUGUAUUUGAGAAUUUGAUAGUCCUUGUUUUAGAUAAUUGGGUUUUAUGCUGUGAUAAACAUACUGUUACACAAGUAGUGCUCAGGUGUAACUGAGCACCCUCCAUCACCAGGACAACAUGGGAGUGUGCCACCAACUAGUCUACAAUUCUCGCUGUUCAGAGAGUGUUGAUGACAUACUGUGUAUGCAUAACAGCCACAUGUACUAUAAUAAUAGCCCUUAAAAUUAAACUGUUGGGAUUGCUGUAAAUAUUUUAAAGUACUGGAGGUGCCUUUUACCUGUUCAUUGACGACUUUGAAAAGAUUUAAAUUAUAUGAGCAGUCUUUUAAAUUUCAUUUAACAUAGAGCUGAAAUUUCAAUGAUAGGAAAUUUUAAAUGAGGCUGUCAUUUAACUUAAAUGUGUUCAUUUGGCUUUCAUGUGUAUAAAAUUUUAUUCUUUGAACUGAAGCAAUAAGACCCUCUGCUACUAAGAAGUCUUUUGAGGGUAUUCUAUAUAUUCUACUUCGUUUUAUUUUCUGUAAAUUUUGUAGUAAAUAUGUGUAUAAAAAUAAAUACUUUAUAUAUAACUAGUUAUUAGACUUG
This is a messenger RNA of Octodon degus (degu), 1737 nucleotides long. RefSeq names its product CTD nuclear envelope phosphatase 1 regulatory subunit 1 (gene Cnep1r1). Gene Ontology annotation, cellular component: Nem1-Spo7 phosphatase complex; cytoplasm. The record is from RefSeq and is a predicted model, not a curated record. NCBI's taxonomy places the organism in Eukaryota, Metazoa, Chordata, Mammalia, Rodentia, Octodontidae. Bases 81 to 458 code for a protein of 125 amino acids. The transcript has 6 exons.